GUCAAAAGUUUGAUUAGGUUUAGUUUAGUGAUUUGUGAACAAUUAUUGUGUUACCACUUAUGUUUGUUUGAGGUUAGCAAAAUGGCAGGAAAUAACAUUCAUCUUGGUGGAAAUGUUGGUGACAAGAAAAUGGCUAAACCUUUGCAUAUUCAACGUAUCGAAGCCGCUCUCGAUAUGCGACCUUUUUUGGCCUACGCCGAAAAAGUUCUUUCCGAACCAUUGACUAGUAGUGAUGAUGAGGACGAUGAAGAUACUACUGACGAUGAUUCCGACUCAGACUCGUCUAGCGGAAACAUCCGCAAUUAUAGGAAACUAGCUUUUGGUGUAAAAGUUUCGAAGCAAGAGCGCAAUGAAGACAAGCGAUUUCUUUAUAAUUUAACUUCCGUUGGUCCGGAGAGGCUCUGGUUGCAAAAUCUUUUACUAUCUGAUUCCGAAUCGGAAAGUGAAAUUUCGGAUGAAGAUGAGUAUAUUCGAGAUAUGCUCAAAAAUCACCUCCGAGAAAAAAAAUACAGAGGAAAAUACUACAGCACCAUAAGCAAUUCUCAAUACGGAUAUUAUGGAACCGGGUUGUUAUCAAACUACGACAUGUUUCCAGAACAUCAACGAUCUAUCGUAGGGGUUCGAAAACGUAGAAUGAAGCGUGUGAAGAAAACAGUAAAACUAAAAUCCGGAAAAAAGAAAAUGCCCAAAACUGAAGAAGAUGAUCGAGUAUCUGAGCUUGGUGAUAUCGAUUGGGAGGAACAGUUGGCUGCAUUGAAAAGUGAUAAUCAAGAUGAUAUCGAUUCAAAACCAACUAGUCCAUUGGGAACCAAAUCGAAACGUGGACGCAAACCUGCUGCAAAAACUCCAGAAAUGAUGGCCGCCAGAAGACGGAAAAUCUGGCAACUAAUGGCAAAGAAAGAAUUAGGCAAAUUACAGCGAGCCAAAAUAAAUAAUCACAAAGACAUGAUAACCAAUUGUCGACGAGUAGCAUCGCUAUGCAUGAAAGUUUCGAGACAGAAAGCGAUGCAAUCGCAAAAGUUAAUGAAGGAAACCAUUUGGAAAGCUAAACGACUGACCCGCGAAAUGCAAGGAUAUUGGAAAAGGUAUGAUCGUGUUGAAAGGGAAACGAGAAGACGCAUGGAAAAGGAGGCUGAAGAACAGCGCAAAAUAGACAUAGAGAUGGUGGAAGCAAAACGACAACAAAGAAAGUUAAACUUUUUGAUUACACAAACAGAGCUUUACGCUCACUUCAUGUCAAAAAAGCUUGGAAAUGUGUCGAAAGAAGAACAGUUGAAAAUUUUGUCACAACUUGACGAGGAAUCGAACCCAAGACUAGCAUCAAUUGAUUGUUAUGAUAGUGAUUUGAUGAAACAACAGGCUCAUAAGAAUGCUUCUGACGCGUUUAACAGCGAUCGUUUACGCAAGCAACAGUUUGAUAAGGCUGUUCAACAAAAAAUUCCGACUAAUCAAAGAGUAGAUGAAUCUGGAACGAUAAUUGAUUUACCGCAACCAACUAUUUUCCGUGGUUGUCUAAAAGGAUAUCAGUUGAAGGGGAUGACCUGGCUGGCAAAUCUUUAUGACCAAGGAAUAAGCGGAAUUCUUGCAGAUGAAAUGGGUCUUGGUAAAACGGUCCAAUCGAUUGCCUUUUUAUGUCAUAUAGCGGAAAGUUAUGGUGUAUGGGGUCCAUUUUUGAUUAUUUCACCGGCUUCAACUUUGCAUAACUGGCAGCAAGAAAUGGAAAGAUUUGUACCGGAUUUUAAUGUCGUUCCUUACUGGGGAUCACCCAACGAAAGGAAAAUCUUGCGCCAGUUUUGGGAGCAGAAAGAUCUACAUACCAAAGAAGCCAGCUUUCAUGUAGUGAUAACUAGUUAUCAAUUAGUAGUAUCAGAUUACAAAUACUUCAAUCGCAUAAAAUGGCAGUACAUGGUUCUUGAUGAAGCCCAAGCGAUUAAAAGUUCAAGUUCUGUCCGUUGGAAACUGCUUUUGGGGUUCAAUUGUCGCAAUCGGUUACUACUCAGUGGUACGCCAAUACAAAACAGCAUGGCUGAACUGUGGGCGCUAUUGCACUUUAUUAUGCCUACGUUAUUCGAUUCGCAUGAGGAAUUUAACGAAUGGUUUUCAAAGGAUAUUGAGAGCCACGCGGAAAACAAAACCGGCAUAGAUGAAAAACAAAUUUCCCGGCUGCAUAUGAUUCUCAAACCAUUUAUGCUACGACGUGUAAAGAAAGAUGUAGAAAAUGAAUUGUCGGACAAAAUUGAAAUUAUGGUUUACUGUCCAUUGACGACGCGGCAAAAAUUGUUGUACGUUGCGCUAAAAAAGAAAAUUCGCAUUGAAGAUUUGUUACACCUAACUGGUCAUGGAACUGGCGAUGGACAUGCGUUUGACAAAAACUUUACAUCCAAUCUGAUGAACCUUGUGAUGCAGUUUCGAAAAGUGUGCAACCAUCCGGAGCUGUUUGAGCGGCGAAAUGCAAAAAGUCCAUUUUUCUGUCAAACGGCCGAAUACACGAUUGCGCGGGUAAUAUUCAAUGAAGGUCUUAUUUCGAGAUCCUUUCCCAGUAAGCGUCAUUUACUAUACAACCGGUUUAAUAUUUUCAAAUGUGAAAACGUCUUCACAUCGAUAUUUGGAAAUUCUGAUGGAUCUGCUGUUAAUUACCCAAAUAUGCAGCAUUUGAAUGUCAACGACACCUUCUCAUUUAGUCGAUUUUUACAUUUAUCGCCAUCAGAAAUAGAGAAGUUGACAUUAAACGGUCUCAUCUAUUAUUUCAAUCAUGUCUAUCAAUGGCAUGAAUAUCUUAAGCUGCUUCAUUAUCGUUGGGUUUUUUGGCGAAAUUCCGGAAAAACAAGCUGCUUAUUACUGGAACCAACAGUUGAAAAAUGGACUAACCCUCUGUAUAAAACAUUAUACGUAGUGUUAACUAAUUUAAUUUUCACGGCAACUAGUCAAAAUAGUAUUUAUACUCACACCUGCCACCGGAAACGUACAAUGCAGGAAACAAUGGAGCAUCGAAUUUUGAGAAGUCGAAAAGUUGUGAAUUUGAACCCUGUUGAACGACAAAUGAUGGCAUCAACUUCUGACUUGGCAUUUCACGACCUAGAUGACAUGCAGCCAGCAUCAGCAAAGGAAAAGCACGCCAGUACAAAAGCUUUGACUACAAAUGUUCCUCUUUUACCGGAGUUCUUACACAGUUUUCAGUCUGAAACAAAACUUGAAUGUUGGCCAACAGAGAUGCCACGGUUCUUAUAUGGACAAAUUUCACGCAUUGUUAGUCCCGGACGAAAACACUACUGCGAGAGCCGAGAAGCCGCAUGGACAGCAAUCCGACAUGAGCAUUGCGAAUCCAGGGAAGGAUUCGAGUUGGUGGAUAAUGCGUUGAAAUUGUCUUAUCCAAGUGCGCAUGGCUGGUCUAAUAUUGUUAUCCCAGAUAAGCAAACAUUAGUGUCCGAUGCUGGCAAGUUGGCAGUAUUGGACUCCUUAUUGUCACGUUUGAAAAUACAAGGACAUAGGGUGCUAAUUUAUUCCCAGAUGACGAAAAUGAUUGACCUUUUGGAGGAAUACAUGUGGCAUAGGAAACAUCGAUAUAUGAGGCUGGAUGGGUCUAGUAAGAUAUCUGCAAGGCGUGAUAUGGUUGCAGACUUUCAAAACCGUGCUGACAUUUUCGUUUUUUUGCUGUCAACGAGAGCUGGUGGUCUCGGAAUAAAUCUAACGGCUGCAGACACGGUAAUAUUUUAUGAUUCUGACUGGAAUCCAACUGUUGACCAACAAGCUAUGGAUCGUGCACAUCGUUUAGGACAAACUAAGCAGGUUACGGUUUAUCGAUUAAUCUGCAAAGGUACCAUUGAAGAAAGGAUUUUACAGCGCGCCAGAGAAAAAAGUGAGAUUCAGAGGAUGGUGAUUAGUGGCGGCAACUUUAAACCAGAUACACUGAAACCAAAAGAAGUUGUCUCAUUACUUUUGGAUGAUGAAGAAAUCGAGCUAAAAUACCGACAAAAGACUGAGGAACGGAAGUUUGCCACUGAAGAUCUACUGAAGAACGAUAAAGAACGCGAUAAAAAGCGAAAACAGAAUGCCGCGUUGUGUAAGAGUUCGGAUCAAAAAAAAUUAAAACCGGAUGGUGUGCUUGAUGCUGAUGACUUAGCAUUCUUGGAAUCGGGAGCAACGAGUCCUGCACCAAGUGAGCAAUCGAACAACAGCGGUCACCUUAAGUUAUCCGAAUCUAUUAGCAGAGAUGAUUCCAGCAAUGACGAACUAAUUGACUGUGAUAGUACUAGUGGCUCAGUUACACCAGUCUUGUUUUCCACUUACGACGGAUUGGGAAGGCAGAGGAAACGUCAUCACCCACGUGGAACCAAACGAGGCAGACCACGCGGCUCGCGUCGUGGUGGCGGAACGGGCAGUUCCGGUCGAAUAGAUUCAGCUACAAUAUCGGCGGCACCCUUUGAUGCCUCUCCAUCAACCUCUGAUGCACCUGUUAUCCAGCAGCUUCCACAGGUAAAGCGCGGACCGGGACGCCCACGUUUAAAACUGAACGGACCUGGACAUCAAGGGUACCGCAGCCACACACGAGUUGUUCAACGUAUUAGGAAACCUGUUGGGCCACUGGUAGUGCCGUUAGGACAAAGCCCUGCAGCUACACCGAUAGUACAAAGUCCUGCUCUCAGUCCGUCACAGAGUCCAGCACCGGAUCGAUCACAGGACAACUGAACAUGUAUAGCUAAACUGUGUUUACUUACUUGCGUGUGUGACGUGUCGAACCUGGUAUUUUAUUGAAUGUUAGUUAUUACGAA
Molecule: messenger RNA, 4769 nt
Organism: Sabethes cyaneus
Lineage: Eukaryota; Metazoa; Arthropoda; Insecta; Diptera; Culicidae
Gene: Ino80
Product: chromatin-remodeling ATPase INO80
Exons: 14
Coding region: 82-4686 (1534 amino acids)
Biological process (GO): DNA repair
Cellular component (GO): Ino80 complex
Molecular function (GO): ATP binding; ATP hydrolysis activity; DNA binding
Source: RefSeq, a predicted model, not a curated record